AUGGUGCAGCGCAUGUGGGCCGAGGCGGCCGGGCCGGCGGGCGGCGCCGAGCCGCUGUUUCCCGGCUCCCGGCGGAGCCGCAGCGUGUGGGACGCCGUGCGCCUGGAGCUGGGCGGCCCCGACAGCCGCGCCGUGGUGCUGCACAGCUUCACGCAGCUCGACCCCGACCUGCCGCGCCUGGAGAGCUCCACGCAGGAGAUCGGCGAGGAGCUGGUCAACGGAGUCAUCUACUCCAUCUCCCUGCGCAAAGUGCAGGUGUGUCAGGGCGCCAACAAGGGCCAGCGCUGGCUCGGGUGUGAAAAUGAGUCGGCCCUGAACGUGUAUGAGACCUGCAAGGUGCGCACGGUGAAGGCAGGUACCCUGGAGAGGCUGGUGGAGCACCUGGUGCCCGCCUUCCAGGGCAGCGACCUCUCCUACGUCACCAUCUUCCUGUGCACCUACCGCGCCUUCACCACCACCCAGCAGGUCCUGGACCUCCUGUUCAAAAGGUAUGGUAGGUGUGACGCCCUCACGGCCUCCUCUAGAUACGGCUGCGUCCUCCCGUAUUCCAGUGGGGACGGCGGACCCCAGGACCAACUGAAGAAUGCCAUCUCCUCCAUCCUGGGCACCUGGCUGGACCAGUACUCCGAGGACUUCUGCCAGCCCCCCGACUUCCCCUGCCUCAAGCAGCUGGUGGCCUACGUGCAACUCAACAUGCCGGGCUCCGACCUGGAGCGCCGCGCCCACCUCCUCCUGGCCCAGCUGGAGCACGCUGAGCUCGUGGAGGGGGAGCCCGAGGCUCUGUUACCGGCUCCGGUGCCAGCUUUGAGACCCACUCCAGAGCGAGAGCCGACCCCGACUCCCGCCCUGGCACUGGAGCCACCACCGGCCCCACUGCCAGCCCCAGAGCCAGUGGAGGAGCAAGAGCCCGCGCUGGGGCCACAGCUGGAGCCCACACUCACGGCUGGCGAGGCCUCGGAGCUCGAGCUGGGCCCCGCGCCCGGGUCAGCCGCAGGGCUGGAGCCUGCCCUCACCCCCGCUCCAGAGCCAGAGACUGCGCCCGAGCCGCCCGCAGUGCCAGCCUCAGAGCUGGAGCCCGCUCCGUCGCCCACCCUGGAGCUGGAGCCAGCCCCGGCGCCUGAGCCUCCUUGGCCUGCGGCUGCGGAGAACGGGCUGACGGAGGAAAGGCCGCACAUCCUGGCUUUCCCUCCCGACCUGGUGGCCGAGCAGUUCACGCUGAUGGAUGCGGAGCUGUUCAAGAAGGUGGUGCCCUACCACUGCCUGGGCUCCAUCUGGUCCCAGCGGGACAAGAAGGGGAAGGAGCACCUGGCCCCCACCGUCCGCGCCACCGUCACCCAGUUCAACAGUGUGGCCAACUGCGUCAUCACCACCUGCCUCGGGGACAGGAGCGUGACGGCCCGGGCCCGGGCCAGGGUGGUGGAGCACUGGAUCGAGGUGGCCAGGGAGUGCCGGAUCCUCAAGAACUUCUCGUCCCUCUACGCCAUCCUCUCGGCUCUGCAGAGCAACGCCAUCCACCGCCUGAAGAAGACGUGGGAAGAGGUUUCCAGGGACAGUUUUCGAAUCUUCCAGAAGCUGUCAGAAAUUUUCUCUGAUGAGAACAACUACUCACUCAGCAGAGAGCUGCUCAUCAAGGAGGGCACCUCCAAGUUUGCCACCCUGGAGAUGAACCCCAAGAGAGCCCAGAAGCGUCCGAAGGAGACGGGUGUCAUCCAGGGCACCAUCCCCUACCUGGGCACGUUCCUCACCGACCUGGUGAUGCUGGACACUGCCAUGAAGGACUACCUGUAUGGGAGACUGAUCAACUUCGAGAAGAGGAGGAAGGAGUUCGAGGUGAUCGCGCGGAUCAAGCUCCUGCAGUCCGCCUGCAACAACUACAGCAUCUUGCCCGAGGAGCGCUUCGGGGCCUGGUUCCGCACCGUGGAGCGGCUCAGUGAGAGCGAGAGCUACAACCUCUCCUGCGAGCUGGAGCCCCCGUCCGAGUCGGCCAGCAGCACCCUCAAGGUGAAGAAGAGCACGGCCAUCGUCAAGCGCUGGAGCGACCGCCAGGUCCCCAGCACGGAGCUCAGCGCUGGUGGCAGCUCCCACUCCAAGUCCUGUGACCAGCUCAGGUGCGGCCCCUACCUCGGCAGUGGAGACGUGGCCGAUGCGCUCAGUGUCCACUCGGCUGGCUCGUCCAGCUCCGACGUGGAGGAGAUCAGUGUGAGCUUCGUGCCCGAGUCCCCGGAUGCCCAGGAGAAGAAGUUCUGGGAGUCAACCUCCCAGUCGUCCCCGGAGACCUCGGGCAUCAGCUCCGCCUCCAGCAGUGCCUCCUCCUCCUCGGCCUCCACCACGCCCGUGGCCUCCACCCGCACCCACAAGCGCUCCGUCUCAGGGGUCUGCAGCCACGGCUCCGCGCUGCCCCUCUACAACCAGCAGGUGGGCGACUGCUGCAUCAUCCGGGUCAGCCUGGACGUGGACAAUGGCAACAUGUACAAGAGCAUACUGGUGACCAGUCAGGAUAAGGCCCCCGCCGUGAUCCGCAAGGCCAUGGACAAACACAAUCUGGACGAGGACGAGCCGGAGGACUACGAGCUGGUGCAGGUCAUCUCAGAAGAGAGAAAGCUGAAGAUUCCCGACAACGCCAACGUGUUCUACGCCAUGAACUCUGCGGCCAACUACGACUUUGUGCUGAAGAAGCGGACCUUCACCAAGGGGGCAAAGGUCAGGCACGGAGCCAGCUCCACCCUCCCUCGCAUGAAGCAGAAGGGGCUCAAGAUCGCCAAGGGCAUCUUCUGAAUGGCCCCGUGCUGUCCAGCCGCAGGAGCGCCCUGUCCAGGUCUGACUGACCAGCGGCUCAGCACUUAGACUACAGAGGCCCUGGCCAGGCGGGCACCCUCUGCCCGUCCUGCCAGCCCAGACCAUCCCCAGGACCAGUUCCACCCCAAACUCUCCCGCUGCUGGGAUUGACGCCUGCACAGGCUGACCCGGCCUCCCGUGGACCACUCGCUGCCUUAGGUGCCUUUGCUCUCUCGAACCAGAGGCCCAGCUGUUCUGCCAAGGGGUGCUGCCCUGGGCACGGACCCCCGUGUGCCGCCGGCACCGCCUCCACACACCUCCAGUGUGGGUCACUGCCGCCUGUGCCCAUGGGCACCCUCGCGCGCCUGCUUGUCCACCGGGCCUGACCACAGGUGUCCUUGCCUCGGGCCCAUGGCCCUGCCCAGGCCCUCCCACCACUCUGGCCUUUCUCAGGCUGCACCAAAGAUUCCAUCAUCUGGGCCAACAGAGGGGGAGGCUCUCCCACCCCUGCGCCAGCCCUCCCCCGGAGAGGGGCUCUCCACGGACCACACCCACCUGAUGAGUGAGGCGGCUCCAGCCAGGCCCUCGACGUCGACUCCUGCGGGUGCCGCUCUCCACUGCGUCCUGGGCUUCACGGGCCACUUGAGCCAGGGCUUAGCGGGAAGGGAGGAGGUGGGGGGAGGGGCGGGGACUGAACAUUUGUAAAAAGGGCAAAAAGAUGUUUACCAGUUGGGGAGGGGCAAUAUUUAUUUGUUGUAAAUAGCAAAUGGUAGACUUGAAUAUUAUAUUAAAAUCCUGUUUCUACUAUAGCCUGGGAGUGAUGGUUUUAGUCCUUCAUUUCCUGGCUGAUUUGAAUAAGACACAGACGCUCACCUUGUGUGACCAGGUAAGAGACCUUGCGGGCUUUGGGCUUGUUUUGUGCAGAAGGAGUGAGAAGGACACCCCCGCCCCCCGCGACUCACCAGAGGAGUGAGCCAGUCCCCCUUCACAGCACAGGUGUCACUGGCGCAGAGGCACCCCUCAGAACGCCUGGGGUGUCUUAGAGUUGGAGGGCACAGUGACACCUCUGGAAUUCCGACACGUUACUUUAAAAGUAAUGUCUGUGACAGAAAAUGGUGGAGUGAGAGGCUCCAGGGCUCAGUCACGCCUGUAAACAACCACGAAGCUGAUAAAACCCAUCAGAAUCAACAAUGUGGGCGCUGGACCCUCACACAAACAUGAGCAGGGGGUGCCUGAUGGAAGGGGGUGCUCUGCCAGGCCACCCUUGGACCCCGAAACAAUGAGGCAGAAUUGCAGUGGGCUUGCGGAGAGAGGGGGAAUGUCGCUGCAGGGGGAGAGCCCCCGAGGGGGAGAGCGCCCCACGGCUCCCACAGGUAACACUCCAGGUCCAGGUGUCAGUGAAUUACAAGGCAUAAAAGCAACAGGAAAAGAAAGCUUGAUCACAGGGGAAAAUAAAGAAUUUGACAGAAACACUCCGAGGAAAAGCCCAGAACAUGAAUAUGACUUAGCCCGUUAAAUCGACUGAAAACCGUGGGCAAAAAAAACUACGGCAACAGACUGUAAGAACAAAUAGGAAAUUUAACAAGGAGCUAGAAGUUAUCAAAAGGAGCCAAAUGGGAAUUCUGGAGCUGAAAAGUACGAUAAUGUAAAUGGAAACACAGAAUAGGGCAGAGCCCAG
Talpa occidentalis (Iberian mole) is the source of this 4453-nucleotide messenger RNA. It is a transcript of the gene RALGDS, whose product is annotated as ral guanine nucleotide dissociation stimulator. Gene Ontology annotation, molecular function: guanyl-nucleotide exchange factor activity. The transcript has 18 exons. Bases 1 to 2775 code for a protein of 924 amino acids. The record is from RefSeq and is a predicted model, not a curated record. Lineage: Eukaryota; Metazoa; Chordata; Mammalia; Eulipotyphla; Talpidae. Gene Ontology annotation, biological process: positive regulation of GTPase activity; Ras protein signal transduction. Gene Ontology annotation, cellular component: plasma membrane.